Saccostrea echinata is the source of this 699-nucleotide messenger RNA. Its product is annotated as keratin-associated protein 19-2-like. The transcript is spliced from 2 exons. The coding region runs from base 1 to 699 and encodes 232 amino acids. The record is from RefSeq and is a predicted model, not a curated record. Lineage: Eukaryota; Metazoa; Mollusca; Bivalvia; Ostreida; Ostreidae.
AUGUUUAAGCUGUUGUGUUGCCUUGCUUUACUCUCUGUAGCCCUUGGUUAUGGCUACUCUGGCUCCAAAUCUGGUAAAAACUUUGGUCUCUUAAGCAGAGGAGGAUAUGGAGGAGAUUACAGUGGAGGUAAAGGAUAUGGAGGAAAUUCCUAUGGAGGCAGUGGAUAUGGAAAUUACUAUGGAGGGAUAGGAUAUGGAGGCAGAGGAUACGGAGGUGGUUACUUUGGAGGCAGAGGAUAUGGAGGCGAUUACAAUAAAGGAUAUGGAGGUUCUUACGGAAGUAGAGGAUACGGAGGAUAUGGAGGCGAUUACAAUAAAGGAUAUGGAGGUUCUUACGGAGGUAGAGGAUACGGAGGAUAUGGAGGCGAUUACAAUAAAGGAUAUGGAGGUUCUUACGGAGGUAGAAGAUACGGGGGAUAUGGAGGCGAUUACAAUAAAGGAUAUGGAGGUUCUUACGGAGGUAGAGGGUACGGAGGAUAUGGAGGCGACUACAAUGGAGGAUAUGGAGGUUACUAUGGAGGCAGAGGAUACGGAGGAGGUUACUAUGGUAACAAUAGAUACGGCGGAAGAUAUAGUGGUAGCUAUGGAUAUGGCGGAGGUUCCUAUGGAGGACAGGGAUACAGAGGUGGCUAUGGUUACUACAGUGCUGGAUAUUUCCCGGCAAUAUUUGGUUUUGGAAAAGGAGGGAAUUAUUAUUGA